ACAUUGUGCUAUGCAUACGCGCUGGAGGGUACAGACUACAGAUCCUCUAUCGUACGUUCUUCCCAAAUAACCACAAUGUACCACGUGGUUUUUACAAAAGCGCACGCGUGACAUGUAUUUGUUGCUAUAACCUCGAAAAAACAUUAGAGUGAAAUGAUAAAAUGGUUAUGAAAAUUCGUCAGAAGUAAUAAGAAAAAAUAAUUAGUUUUUUAAUUAGCGGCAAACCAAAUUUUCCAACUAAAAAAUUUUCUCCUAGCAAAUUACGUUAUAAAUAAUUGUUACUAAACCAUUAUUGAUCAAAUAAAUUUUUAUUUGAAAAGAAAAAUAUACUUGUGAAGCUCCAAAUAUAUGCUAAUGUUAAUGAUAAAAGUCUGUCUUAAAAAGCGAAAAAUCGAAAAGUUACGGAUGAAAUCUUAAUCGUUCCAUACAUAAAAUAAGACACUGUAAUACACGUACAGUCACAUGUUUCGGUAACUAAAAUAAGUUAAUAUUGACUUCAUAGUUCAGUAAAUAGUUGAUUUGUUUUUAAUCAACUCAAUUGUAAAUGACAAAAUAGUUGCAACGAAUUUAAUUGCAGGUAAGUUAACUAAAAAAAAAAGCUGCCUGGUUGCCAUCAAAGACAACAUGGAUAUUGAUGAAUACGAAUCAUUACCGACAACAUCAGUUGGCGUAAACAUGACUGCCGGUGCUUCUGCUGGAAUCAUGGAGCAUUGUAUUAUGUAUCCAGUUGAUAGUGUUAAGACAAGGAUGCAACAGUUGACACCAGAACCAGGGGGAGGUGCCAAUGCACGUACAGUCCUAUUUAAAAUGAUACGUCAGGAAGGAUUACGUAGAUCAUUUCGGGGAGUUAGUGUAAUGGUGGCGGGAGCUGGACCUGCUCACGCGUUGUAUUUUUCAUGCUAUGAAUUAAUUAAAAACCAUAUGGUUAUAAAAACAAAUUCACAAGUUAACUAUCUAGUCUACGGAGCUGCUGGUGCUGUUUCGACUUUACUUCACGAUGGUAUUAUGAAUCCGGCCGAAGUUGUAAAACAACGAUUACAAAUGUAUAAUUCACCUUAUAGAGAUGUAUUAUCUUGCAUACGCCAUAUAUAUAAAACCGAAGGAAUAUUUGCGUUUUAUCGUAGCUAUACUACACAAUUAGCUAUGAAUGUACCUUUUCAAGGUUUACAUUUUAUAGCUUAUGAAUUCGGACAGUCUAUUAUGAACCCAGAACAUACUUAUAAUCCAAUAGCACAUGUUGUUUCUGGUGCUAUGGCUGGAGCUUCUGCUGCAGCAGCAACAACGCCCUUAGACGUUUGUAAAACAGUCCUCAAUACCCAACAAAGUGGAGUUAAAGCGCAAGGAAUGGUUCAUGCUAUUAAAAUAGUGUAUAAUUUUGCUGGUAUACCAGGGUUUUUUCGAGGUCUUAGUGCAAGGAUAUUUUACCAAAUACCAGCUACAGCAAUUUGUUGGUCAACGUAUGAAUUUUUCAAAUACAUCUUAGCACGUAAGCAUGACGAUAUCUGUUUCAAUGCAGAAUCAGAUAAAUCAAUAAAUACUUCAAUGCAGCAAUUACCAAUAUCAAGGACUAAUAACCCCACCAGUUUCUCUGGAACAGGUUUAUUUCAUAGUAAAUCAUCAGGACCUGUGUUACUUGAUGUGACACGAAGCUAGAUAGUUAUUAUAUAUCUUAAUAUUGAUUGCCUGGUUUUGUGAAGAAAAAAUGAAGGAAAGAAAUUAACAGCUUACGACCGUUAAAUUUUAUAUAUCAAGAGAGUUUAUUGAUUAAUAUUUUGUUAAAAAAAAAAAUUUAAGUAAAAUCAAGGUGGAUAAACAUCACGCUAACAAUAACAAUAAUAAGUUGUUACUAAAAAUUAAAAAAAAAGAAAAAAAAAUUUAAUGUUAACUAUCAAUUGAUGAUUAAGAAAAUGACUGAUGAGCAUGUGCAGGUCACUAUCUCAAAAAAUUAUUAUUAUUAUUAUUAAUGUUUUUUUAAUUACAAAUAUAUGAUGCGUUUAAAACGAGCAAGUACUCCGUGAAAAAAAAAAAAUGUGAUUCGCCAUUAAAAAAAUUGAAUUGAAAAAAAAGUUUUUGUUUUUAUUUACCUAGAAAAAAAAACUAAUUUGAUAAAUAAUUACAAAGUACUGCGUGCUAUUUGUUGAAAUUCAACAAUAAGUUAACAUGCUAAAGUCAGUUAUUACGAAUGCUUUGAAUUAAUAAUAAUGUCAAUAACGAUGCUAAAUUGAUAGAAAUACAUAGAUUUAGCCCUUAAGCCACACAUAAAGUUCUGUAUAUUAUUUUAGGUUGAUUGAAUAUUGUUGAUGUUUUUUUUUUAUAUAUUUCGGUAUGAGAAAAUAAUGUAAGCAAUUUUUUCGUGAUAUGGUAAUUUUUUUUUUUUGUUACAAAGUAGUUAAGCGUUUCAAUCGCUGUGGCAAGCGAACCAAUAACAUUAUAAAACAAAUUAAAACUUAAAUAUGUAGGUUAAUUAAUAUAGAGUAAAUAUUGUCUAUAAUUUUUUUCACAUUUUAUUUAUUUACUGAAUUAUUUGAACAAGCGUGUUGAAAAAUGACUCAAUUCAUCUGACUUACUUCUCGCACUUACUAACCUCCGCUGUCCGUCCUUUGCGCUCUCAGUGAACCUGGUCCAUACUCAUUGUUGUAAGUGAAAAAAAUAAAGUUUCGCUUAGCAUUCAAUUUAAAUAUCUUAAUAGUUCUAAUUCUAAUUGACAAACUCGUUACUUGAAAGAAUAAUAUUAUACAUGUUUGGGCUUUAUUAAAAUAAAAUCAAGUACUUUGUUUUUUUUUUUUUAAUACUUUACAAUUUAGCAAAAAAAGAAUCGAAACAAUAUUUGGUCCAAGAAACUUUAAAUAAACUGUAUUCUGUUUAUUAUUGUAUAUUAUUGAAAGCGUAAAGGACGAACUGUGAAGGUAAAUAAGUGCGAGAAGGACGUUACGCGAGUUGCGUCAUUUUGAACUUGCUUGCUUAAAGAACUCAGUAAAUAAACAAAAUGUGAAAAAAAUUAUAAAGACACCGUUUAUUCCAUGUGAAUCUCACAAUAUUCAAUCGACCUAAAAUGUCAUGCAGAGCUUUACGUGUGGCCCAAGGAUUAACUAACAUAUGUACAUGUAAAAAAUGAUUAUUGCUACUUUACAAUAUUAUUAUUUUUCAUUUUAUUGUACGUAAUAAUUUUGUAAAUAUCUAUUAGUUAUUAGUUUAAUUAAUGAGACCUCAAUGCUAAAAUUUGAUUUAAAUUGCAUUUUUUUUUUAUUAAUUAUGAUUGGAAAUCUCACAAAAAAAAAACUAUAAAGUCGAUCUUAAACCGUACAAACUGAAGUCAUAUGUGGAUUUCACAGAAUUACACUGUUGGGUAAAAUUUGAUAUUAGUAUUAUUAACUGACAAUAACUUAUUAUUUAUACAAAGUGAAAAAAAUAUUCCUUAGAUAUAAAAUUAAUUUUAAAUUAAUGAAGCUAUUAAAAAAAAUGCAAUUGUUGCUUUUACACGAUAGAGCCAAAUUUUAUUCAACUAGUAGAAGUGGUGCCCAGUAUCACUUUUUAUCAAUAUUAUAAGAAACUUUUAAUUGAAGUUUUUUUUUUUUUCAUUUGAUUUUAAACGUAAAAAUUGAUUUUUAUUUUUCAUAUCAAAACAAAAAAUAUGGAUCAAAUUUUUGUUAUCAAUAUUGCUUCUGUAAGGCUGUGAUAACUGUCAUUCUGAUGAAUGAUAUUGACUUUGAGAGGAAGUAAUAUCAUAAAAAAAUAAAAGAUCAGAUAAAUGUACACUGUUAAAGAUUAUUUUGAUCACAGAAAGUUUUAAUACAAAAAUGUGAAAAUUUCUUCUUUCUUUUUUAUUAUAGUAUUCCUCCAGUGUUAAUCUGUGAAACAAAAUCGAAUUAUAUAUAUAUAUAUAUAUGAUAGUUUAAUUUGUGACGUACUGUUACGUAUUCAAGCUUCUCCACUGUAAAUUACCGUGUAUUUCCGCUGAAAACUACGAUUAUCUUUACAAACAAAGAAACAGUAAAUAACAGACAAAGAGGUUAUUACAAUACCUUAGGAUGUAUCAAUAGUGUAAAUAAAAAAUAAUAAAUAAUUGUAUAGAUUACCAGUGAAAAAUUGUCUGCUUACUUUUAUUUAUUUGGGUUCGUAGGAAGUGAGAUAAACAACUCCAGGAAAAUGAGAAAGGUAAUUAUUUUAAAUUAUGAGGUGUUUUAAGCAUUAGAUAACACAAUCUACACUGAUUGAACUAAUUUAAAAUAUUCUUGUGAUUCUUCGACAUUAUUGAGCUCUAAGGA
Molecule: messenger RNA, 4265 nt
Organism: Microplitis demolitor
Lineage: Eukaryota; Metazoa; Arthropoda; Insecta; Hymenoptera; Braconidae
Product: mitoferrin-1
Exons: 7
Coding region: 625-1653 (342 amino acids)
Biological process (GO): iron import into the mitochondrion
Cellular component (GO): mitochondrial membrane
Molecular function (GO): ferrous iron transmembrane transporter activity
Source: RefSeq, a predicted model, not a curated record